This is a messenger RNA of Fonsecaea nubica, 1521 nucleotides long. Its product is annotated as NADH-ubiquinone oxidoreductase 51 kDa subunit, mitochondrial. Gene Ontology annotation, molecular function: NAD binding; NADH dehydrogenase (ubiquinone) activity; FMN binding. Bases 1 to 1521 code for a protein of 506 amino acids. NCBI's taxonomy places the organism in Eukaryota, Fungi, Ascomycota, Eurotiomycetes, Chaetothyriales, Herpotrichiellaceae. The transcript has 3 exons. The record is from RefSeq and is a predicted model, not a curated record.
AUGAUCGUCCGGUCGUCAGCCGCCCGAAACGUGGCCCGCGCGGCGUCCAACACCGCUUCACGGUCAGCCAACUCGUCAAUCGCCGCCGCCAGCUCCUCCACCCUCCAUUCCCGCCGAACCUACGCCACCGUUCAAGAAGGACAACCCCAGCAGAGACGCUACGGCGGUCUGAAGGACCAAGACAGGAUAUUUCAGAACCUCUACGGCCACCAUGGCACGGACUUGAAGAGCGCCAUGAAAUAUGGCGACUGGUACAAGACCAAGGAGAUCCUGCUCAAGGGCCAUGAUUGGUUGAUCAAUGAGAUCAAAGCUUCAGGUCUGAGGGGAAGAGGCGGUGCGGGAUUUCCCAGCGGGCUGAAAUUUUCGUUCAUGAACUUCAAGGGCUGGGAAAACGACAAGAAACCCCGGUACCUGGUCGUCAACGCCGAUGAGGGUGAGCCGGGGACAUGCAAAGAUCGAGAAAUCAUGCGCAAAGAUCCGCACAAACUCGUCGAGGGGUGCUUGGUGGUUGGUCGCGCCAUGAACGCUACCGCAGCGUACAUUUACAUCCGAGGUGAAUUUUAUCACGAGGCCACUGUUCUCCAGCGCGCUAUUCAAGAGGCAUACAAAGAAGGGUUGAUUGGCAAGAAUGCCUGCGGGUCAGGGUACGACUUUGACGUCUACUUGCACCGAGGCAUGGGAGCAUAUGUGUGCGGAGAGGAGACUUCGCUCAUCGAAUCUCUUGAAGGAAAAGCCGGAAAGCCUCGUCUCAAGCCGCCCUUCCCUGCAGCCGUCGGUCUUUUCGGAUGUCCUUCCACCGUUACAAACGUCGAAACAGUGUCAGUUUGCCCCACCAUCGCUCGACGGGGUGCGAAAUGGUUCGCCGGCUUUGGCCGCGAACGCAACCAGGGCACCAAGCUGUUUUGUAUAUCUGGACACGUCAAUAACCCUUGCACCGUUGAGGAAGAGAUGUCUAUUCCUCUCCGGGAAUUGAUUGAGAAGCACUGCGGUGGUGUCCGCGGCGGCUGGGACAAUUUGCAAGCUAUUAUCCCUGGUGGCUCGUCGACACCCAUCCUACCCAAGCACGUCUGUGACGACCAAUUGAUGGACUUUGAUGCGUUGAAGGACAGCCAAUCCGGUCUGGGCACUGCGGCGGUGAUUGUCAUGGAUAAAUCUGCCGACGUGGUAAGGAUGAUUGCCAGACUAAGCGCUUUUUACAAGCACGAGAGUUGCGGUCAGUGCACCCCCUGUCGAGAGGGCAGCGCGUGGACCGCGAAGAUUAUGGAAAGAUUCGAAAAGGGUCAGGCCAGAGCGAGAGAGAUUGACAUGAUCCAAGAACUCACCAAGCAAGUCGAGGGACACAGUAUCUGCGCCCUGGGCGAAGCCUUCGCGUGGCCUAUCCAAGGUCUCAUCCGCCAUUUCCGACCCCAGCUCGAAGCUCGCAUUAAAGAAUACUCGCAGGUCGCUGGUGGCGAGUCGCUAGCUGGUGGAUGGGAGCCCGACUCGUCCAAGAAGGGUCUGCUCAUCGCUCCGGGACAGUAA